This is a messenger RNA of Ictalurus furcatus (blue catfish), 4739 nucleotides long. It is a transcript of the gene adra1bb, whose product is annotated as adrenoceptor alpha 1Bb. The record is from RefSeq and is a predicted model, not a curated record. Lineage: Eukaryota; Metazoa; Chordata; Actinopteri; Siluriformes; Ictaluridae. Gene Ontology annotation, cellular component: membrane. Gene Ontology annotation, biological process: positive regulation of cytosolic calcium ion concentration; phospholipase C-activating G protein-coupled receptor signaling pathway; adenylate cyclase-activating adrenergic receptor signaling pathway. Gene Ontology annotation, molecular function: alpha1-adrenergic receptor activity. The transcript has 2 exons. The coding region runs from base 92 to 1561 and encodes 489 amino acids.
CCGAGCAGUGAACUCAGACACACAGAUUAUUUUCACUGCUGCAGUUUUACUCUUUUACAGCGUGAAGGAGGGAGGAUCAUGUCUUGCAAGCAUGACUCCCGAAAAUGACUCGUGCGCGCUCUUUAACGGCACCGGGUGUAACGGGACCGGAGCGAACCACCCGCCCGUGCGCCUCUCUCGCGCGCUGCCUUUGGGACUGGUCCUGGGAGCGUUUAUCGUCUUCGCAGCGGUCGGCAACGCGCUGGUCGUGGCCUCAGUGCUGCGCGACAGACGCCUGCGCGCGCCGACACACUGGCUGAUCGCGAACCUGGCGGCGGCGGACCUGCUGCUGAGCGCCGCCGUGCUGCCGGUGUCGGCGGCGCACGAGAUCCUCGACCGCUGGGCUUUCGGGAGCGUCUUCUGCGACGUGUGGGCCGCGCUGGACGUGCUGUGCUGCACGGCGUCCAUCCUGAGCCUGUGCGUCAUAUCGGUGGACCGCUACGUCGGCGUGAGCCGCCCGCUGGCCUACACGAGCAUCGUGACGCACCGCCGCGCGGUGCUCGCCGCGCUCUCGGUGUGGCUCGUCUCCGUGCUCAUCUCCGUCGGACCGCUGCUGGGAUGGAAGCAGGCGCGCUCGCCGGACGACACCGCGUGCGACAUCACCGAGGAGCCCUACUACGCGCUCUUCUCCUCGCUCGUGUCCUUCUACAUCCCGCUGGCCGUCAUCCUCGCCAUGUACUGCCGCGUCUACAUUGUGGCUAAACGCACGAGUCGCAGUUUGGAGCUGGGCGUCCGGAAGGAGAGAAUAAACUCCACGGAAGUCACGCUGAGGAUCCAUCAGGGCUCCAGGACGCGCGAGGAACCGGCGCAGGAGCAGCAUCACCACAACCACCACCACCACCACCACCAUCAGCAGCAGCAUCAGCGGAGCUCGCUCACGGUCACGGUGUUGAAAUUCUCUCGGGAAAAAAAAGCAGCCAAAACGGUUGGAGUGCUGGUCGGAGCGUUCACCGCGUGCUGGCUGCCCUUCUUCAUCACCUUACCCAUCGUCUCCUUCAACACUGAUCUGCGUCCUCCAGAAACCGUCUUCAAAUUCGUCUUCUGGCUCGGUUACUUCAACAGCUGCGUGAACCCCGUCAUCUACCCGUGUUACAGCCGCGAGUUCCGCCGGGCGUUCGCUCGGAUCCUGCGCUGCCGGACGCGUCGGUCGGUGUGGAGGACGUUUCCUCCUCACGGCACCUCGUCCUGCCAGGCCAGGAAAGACUCCCGGGACUCCAUGGAGAACUUCGGCAGCUACGUGUACGGCAGCCAGAGGACACUGUCCUUCUCCAGCCCGUGUCCCAGUCCUGGUUUCCACAGCAAGGGUCAGUUUCCGUUCUCGGAGCACGGACACGCUCACCCUCACCCUCGGAGCAGGAACAACUCGGUUUUGGUCGAGAGUGUUACAGAUCGGCCUCUGGAGCCUGUCAGGGAGGAUACGCUGCAGGACAACGGACAAAUAAAUCCGAUAAACGCCGAGACGUUCUCUGACGGUCAGACGAGUCAAGUGGCGAAGGACGUUGUUCUCAAACCUAGCGACUAAUAAACUGCCAUCUCAGUGUUUACGUAUUACUAAAGAAACGAAGAUCGGACAUAAAUAAAUGAGACGCACACAAUUUCCCAUUUCCCCCGAAUGUUGUCAUUAUCCAAGAUAUGUCUGCUGUCUGAGGUUUGCUUCUUUACUUUUAACACACGAGGUUAAUAUAGCUAGCGGAGGCUUUUAUAGCCACCAGUUUAACUGUGUUCCUUUAAUACAUUCUCUGCUUCAUUAGUAACACUACUAACGUGAUCUUUUCCUUGCUGAUUCUCUCCGAUUAUACACACUCAGUGGGCCUCGUUUAUUAUUAACCUGUUAGAAUGUUGCAUAGAAAUGUUUUUGUGGCCAAACUGAUGGAAAAUUUCCUGCCAGAUUUACAAAAAUAUCCGAUUCCCUUCAUACACACGUACAUACGUUGACCAGCGCCGAUCAGCAUGUUCCUGGCGCUUACUUUGUUGUGCCACGCCCACAAAACACCAUAAAAGGCAAAGAGAGCAGAAACCGACAAAAAUGGUGACUAAACAGUGAAAGAGCGCGUCCUGGAUGAAUUGCGCUCUGAAUUUAUGUUUGUUUGUUUUUUUUUUUUUAAUCAACAUGUUUUUGGUCUUUCGUGGCAUUAAUAUGAAAGGAAAAUUCGUGUUUUUACAAAACGUUCAUUAAAUCGGUGUGUCGUUGAAAUAACGACGCGAUUUUAAACGUGAUCGUCCCCGACUCGUUUCCAGCGAUACGAUUCGAUCGCGGUUCGUGUUUGUGAGCCUCUUUAGGGAAAUUUACACCAACGCACAUUUUCAUUAACGUCGUAUUUCUUCUUUAAACGCUCCCGAGAACCAUCCGCGAAUAAAUUUGUCCGUAUUCGUUUUUUGAUCGAACGAGACCCGUGACGUUUCGACGUCUCGACGUCGUUUGCUUGCUUGCUUUGAUCCUGCGCCGAUUCUCAGAACCGCUUUCAAACCCCAAGCCUCAGUUCCCACAAUCAACGAGGAAGAACACUGUAAAACACCCGACUGAGCCAUGAUCGUCGCAUUUAUUCCGACAGAAGGAGAAAACACGUGUGAAGCUGAGGAUCUUUAUCCUGACACAGCUGUAUGAGAAACCCUGAAGGUCUAAAAUCACACACACACACACACACACACACACACACAGUUCUACAAUUGUGAAGAAAGGUGGGGAAAUCUGGCAGAUUGCUUGGAAUAAAUGAUGUAGUGAUGCUCGUGUGUUUGUCUGGCACUCAUUUAAUUCAUAAAAAUAACGAUAAUAAAUAAUUAGAAGAAUAAUAACUUAUAUUUAUAUACCACUUUUCAUUUCGAGUCAAAAUCUCAACGUGGUUUACAUGAAAGAUGAAAAAAUUAAACAAGAAAUAAAACAAACAAUCUGUAUAAGCAUAGAAUGAAUAAAAGCAGGUAAGUAAAAGAUAAACGUUUUAGAUGGACAAUUACGGGAAAAAAAAUGCAAGCAUCUUAUUGAUUUUUUUUUUUUUAUUUUUUUUUUAGAAUAUUCAUUGAUUGACGUAAUUUUUGAAUCACAUAUCAUCGUCCUGAAUUUGAUGAAUUUUAAUGAACGUGUGUCUUGGCUACAGUUUUAAAAGGGGAUUUAAAAAAUAUAAUAAUUUAGUACUCCAAAACAAGAUCGAUUUUAGCCGAGAGCUUUUCUCAUACACUCGCUUCUCAGCCAAAACCCACGCACGUUCACUAAAACCUGACAUUCAGACAUUUUGGUACAGCUCGGAUGCUGACGUUUGGCCCGAAAUGAAAUGAAAAUGACGAGAUCACUCGGGGGAAAUGAUGUAACGGGUGACGUAUUACAGCUAAACGAUUCAACAAACCCUCGGCCGGUCCGUACAGGAGUUCACAGAGUGCGUUCGCGAUCGUCGCAGCCAAAAAUGUUUGAUUUGCUGCGUCUUUUUUUUUUUUUUUUACAAAAAUUGUGAUACAAAUCUGCAGAAAAAAAAAAAGAAUCUGAAGAAACUCUGCAGCAAUUUUAAAAAAUAAAACGCACGCUCCUCCGAAUGUCGCGGAGUUCGCGUUCAUUUCUGCGAUCGUGAAACGGACUGAUCGGGGAAAAACGAGAUCGUAAAAGCUUUUGUGGGUUGGAUUACUGAUCGGAAGGUCCGGAGUUCACAUCCCAGCACUACUACGCUACUUAACUCUCACCUGCUCAGAUGUAGAAAUAAAUGAGAUAAACGUAAGUCGCUCUGGAUAAGGGCGUCUGCCAAAAACGCCCUAAAUGUAAAUAUUUCAUUUCAGCAUUUAAAAUUGUGAUUUUUAUAAUUUCACAUUUCUAUCACUCUUUAUUACUGGAUAAAAAAUUCUCCCAGCCCUAAUAAGAACUCCUAGUGGGAACGAAUCGAAAUGAUCGUCCCAGUCCUCUCUGUACAGAUACGGUGAGUGCAGAGUGUAGAACCGCAGGCACUCGGCACUCACCGUGUCUGUAUAGAGAGGACUGGGAUCGUGCGUCUCGCAGCAGCAGACGUCUCGUCUCGUCUGUUACGUCUAAUUUAAUCGUUAUUCUCAUCCGAUGCACCGUCUUCCAUAAAUAAGCGCUAGCGAAUGAUUGGGUUCACCGGUUUAAUCUGGUUCCGGUAAUAUUUUCAUACUGGUCUAGUAAAUAUAAUGUACAAAUAUGUAAAUGUUUACUGGAACCUACUGUAUGCUCUAAUCGCUGCAUUUCAGACAAAGUACACACUCGCACACACUCAGGAAAAUAAAGAUAGCUAUAAAGACUGGGUUAAGACAAUGCACUGUACAAAUUUAUUUACACUCGUCUCUUAUACAAUGCUCAUACAAUCAUCAUCUUUUUUUUUGUUUGUUUGUUUGUUUGUUUGUUUCUGUAAAUCACUCAAAUCUUUAAAUUCGAGUCAGGAGUCGUCCGAACUCGCUUUUUAGAAUGCGUUAUCAUUUAAACAGUGAAACGCAGAACAGAAAAAAAUUAAAAAAUCACACAGAUGUACAACACGGCAAAGAAAGAAAACAAAAACGCAAUGCGGUAUAACAACAUGUGAUAUAAUAACGCCCGGAUGAAUCAGCUAAAACGAACUGAAACGGAAAUGAGAAGAAAAAAAAAAAAUGAACAGAAAUAAAUUAGCUUGAAAAUAAUAAUAAUAAAAAAGUGUAGUACUGGUAAGUGUAAAGUUUUUAAAAAAAAAAAAUAACAAAGGUUUUUUUUUUUUUUUUUUUUUUUUUUUAAA